Bombina bombina (fire-bellied toad) is the source of this 1962-nucleotide messenger RNA. RefSeq names its product oocyte zinc finger protein XlCOF8.4. The record is from RefSeq and is a predicted model, not a curated record. Gene Ontology annotation, biological process: central nervous system development; regulation of transcription by RNA polymerase II. Gene Ontology annotation, molecular function: RNA polymerase II cis-regulatory region sequence-specific DNA binding; DNA-binding transcription factor activity, RNA polymerase II-specific. Gene Ontology annotation, cellular component: nucleus. The transcript has 10 exons. NCBI's taxonomy places the organism in Eukaryota, Metazoa, Chordata, Amphibia, Anura, Bombinatoridae. The coding region runs from base 302 to 1405 and encodes 367 amino acids.
UGAGUGCUUAGUGACAGGGGUAUUAAUAAAGCUGUAGAAAAGCCGAAGAGCAGCGAGAUCGAUGUGUGAUAACUAUCACAGUCCGCUGCUCAUCGCCCCGUACUUGGUGCGCGGCUUUUGGACAGCUUUUUUAAUAACUUUGGCGAGCGUAUUCAGGUCCGCGGCGGCGAUGUGAGGCGAGCUUAGGCGGGCGUAUUGGGGCCGGCGAAGGCAGGUAAGUAGACACGUUGAUAACUAGAGGCCAUAGUGUCUUCCUUUCUUCUUGCAGGUGUCACAUUUAUAGCAUCUGAGUCAGACACGGAUGAUAAACAAGAUGAACAAAUACAGGAAGCAGAUGGCAGAGCAGUUCCUGAGUCAGGCCCUGGGUAUCAUCUGCCUGCUGACCGGAGAGGAAUAUGCCAUUGUGAAGAAGAGGCCCCAACACAGCAGCAUUCACCGGCUGAUCGGAGAGGUGCCUAUAAAGUGUGAUGACGUUGCCGUGUAUUUCUCUAUGGAGGAGUGGGAUUAUAUAGAGGGACACAAGGAGCUAUACAAGGAUGUCAUGAUGGAGACUCAGCAAGCACUAAGGACUAUGGAGAUCCCAGGAAACGAGAGCUCAGGUCACAGUGAUGAGAAUCUAAACACAGGAGCAUAUAGAAAAGAUGAUAUUCAGCCAGUGCAGACCCCAUCAGACGUCUCUGCAGGUGACAUUAGUGCUGACGUAGCUGAUCAGACAGAAGAUCCGCGUGUAACGUGUCAGCUGGAAGCUACGGAGCAGGAAAUGUGUGACAGCGACAGUGCAGGUGAUGUUAAGACUGAAUUCACACUUAAUACUGAACAAACAAAUGAUCUGUAUAUAAUGAAACAACUGGAAGCUGUGGAACAGGAUCUUUGUGACAGUAUUACUACAGGUGAUGUUAAGACUGAAUUCACACUUAAUACUGAACAAACAAAUGAUCUGUAUAUAAUGAAACAACUGGAAGCUGUGGAACAGGAUCUUUGUGACAGUAUUACUACAGGUGAUGUUAAAACUGAAUUCACACUUAAUGCUGAACAAACAAAUGAUCUGUAUGUAAUGAGUCCACUGGGAGCUGUGAAGCAGGAAAUCAGUGAGAAUAUCAGCACAGAUGCAUUCACAAACUGCAGUAUUUCUAGUCACGGUCAGAGUUCUUCCAAUCUUCUUCAAAAUCAAAAUAGCCACAGAGGAAAUUUAUGUUUGGAAUUUGGGGAAUGUUUCACCAGGAAAUCAAAUCUUUUUGGACAUCAUAACGUUCAUACAAGAGAGAAACAAUUUUCUUGUUCUGAAUGUGGGAAAUGUUUUACUCGGAAAAGUACGCUUGUUAAUCAUCAGAAAAUUCAUACAGGAGAGAAGAGGCCAGAUGCACAUCACUCAGACAGCGGUGAUCAAGCGUGGAGUUCCAUGUGAAACAUGUCUGCGGUCUUUUUUGCUGUGACCCUGACCUCAAGCUGAUGGAGCUUUGGCCCCCAAAUCAAGAAACUACUUUUUACUUUUUAUGCGGGUGGUGCUGUUUUCUCUUUAAUCUCUUUGAUUGCUACAAGACGGAACCUACUCCUGUGAAGCCCGGAAGUAUCCCUUGGAUUGUUUUUUCAUUUUUAUAGCUGCCUGGAUAUAUUCUAUUGUAGCUGCGGCACCUGGCUACGCUACCUUGUGAGCACCAGUAAACACAAAAACGCUUGUCGCUCCUGCACCAUGUAACCAAAAUGGACUUAAUUUUCCCAGAAUGUGCUUUAAAAUGAUACCAAGCACUUGGGGGUGCUCCCUCUAGAAGCCGGGCUUUAAGUUACCGGACAUAAAAAGUGGCGGGACUAAAUGUUAUGCCCGGAAACUUUAUCUUCUGUCUGCAGGAUCUAGACACAAGGGGGAGAGCAGAAUGUGAUUGGCUUUUUAUGUUUACAUUUUACACCUUGUACUGUAUAUAAAUCCUGUCUCUUGUUCAUUAAAGUGAGUUACUCCCUACUGCA